AUGGACGAGGCAAGGCGUGCCGUUCGCGCAACUCUUGAAGAGAUGGAACUGAAUUUCAAGCUUGAUCCUCUUUCUUUGGGAGAUCGGAGCGACUACAACAAAGGCUGUGCAGAGAUUGUGGGGCUUCUUUCGCGAGUAAGAGCGCAUGCUCCCAGAGGCACAUCCGCCGGAGGAUCAGGAAGACUUGCACCCAACGACGGAGCAGCAGAUGGGAAAGACAUCGGCAAAUCAACGAACAAAGCGGCAAUGAAAGUUGGUUCAACAGCCAUACCCACUCGAUCUUAUGAGACCCAUGACUUGCUCAAAGCAAUCGACCGGAAAGACGUCGAGACGAUUAUGGCCAUCAGAGACUCUAAUUUUGACUUGCUACUGGACCUUGGUGGAAGUUCUAGCGCCAACACGAAUGCCAAGAAUUAUACUCCGCUUGGAUAUGCAAUGAGCCAAGGAAAGGAAUGGGAGGGCAUAUGCAUUGUGCUCACCGGCGCAUUGAGCCGGUUUGUCAAUCAGCUGCCGGAUCCCGAGGAGGUGGACUUGUCUUCACACGAUGCGGCUAAGCCAGCUACUACCGGGACAUCAAAAGCUCCGCGGAGCCUAAGGAGGCAGCUGGAUGCACGGACGAUGAAAAGAUUGCGCAAGGUGCGAGCAAAUCUGAAAUUAGCGAUCAAUGGCUCGCUUGCCUUGGAGCAGACCUCGCUGCUCGCUUCUUACUGUCAAGUGCUCAACAUGUCAGAAGGGGACAUGUUCAUCGAGAAGAGCAUCGGCGCCGUACAGCACGCCCUACAUGCUCGCAUUGUUGGAGGCGGAUCAAGCAUUAGCACCGACUCAAUCAUAACUUCGGCAGAUCCGUUUGCCAUUGCCCGUUAUGCCGUUUUGCAAUACGUAACCGAAGCACUGCGUUCAAAGAAGGACCGCAUCGCUGCACUGGAGGAUUUUAUUUCCAACUCUGUUGGCGACCUCAUCUUGAUGAGCUUAUGGGACGCCAUUCGUCUACAAACCCCCGAAAGCAGCGUGCUUUCGGAGACGGAGCAAGCGGCGGCCAUUCCAGACCUUGCAGAGCCCCUUCCAACAUACUUUUUUGCACGGGACGACAGAGUGUCCACAAGCUUUGUCGAACGUGUCAACGGGCUUGCGCAGGCGCUAGAGCUGGUCCGCGCUCAUUCGAACGUUCCAAAGAUCAAGCGUCAUGCGCGCAUGCUGAAUCGGGCCAAUGAAGUUUCACAGGCAUUCACCGAGUCUAUGCACCGCUUAACAUCCACAGAAAGGCUGAAUAUACUGCACACGGUCAUAAUGAAGUAA
This is a messenger RNA of Tilletiaria anomala UBC 951, 1296 nucleotides long. RefSeq lists its product as uncharacterized. The transcript has 3 exons. NCBI's taxonomy places the organism in Eukaryota, Fungi, Basidiomycota, Exobasidiomycetes, Georgefischeriales, Tilletiariaceae. The coding region runs from base 1 to 1296 and encodes 431 amino acids. The record is from RefSeq and is a predicted model, not a curated record.